Molecule: messenger RNA, 1047 nt
Organism: Endocarpon pusillum Z07020
Lineage: Eukaryota; Fungi; Ascomycota; Eurotiomycetes; Verrucariales; Verrucariaceae
Exons: 5
Coding region: 1-1047 (348 amino acids)
Biological process (GO): transmembrane transport
Molecular function (GO): transmembrane transporter activity
Source: RefSeq, a predicted model, not a curated record
AUGUGGAUGGGCCUAGGGCUCAAGAAGCACAGUGUGCCGGCGGUUGUACCUGAUAUGAUCGAGUUAACCAACGUUGCGAACUCUACCCCUUCAAUGCACCCUGUUCGUGUAAGCAAGAAGUCUGAAGAGGGAUCUAUUGCACAUGUGGAUGCCCCACUAUCCUCUGUUCACGCGAUACCAGACAGCGACAAUGACAAGGCGCUACCAAAGACCCAAAUAUUCUUCCUCUGCUAUGCGCGAUUGUUCGAGUCGAUUGCUUUCUAUCUCAUCUUUCCAUUCAUCAAUCAAAUGAUCUUGGAGGUUGGCGAUGUUGAAGAGGCGAACGUUGGGUUUUACAGUGGGCUGAUUGAAUCGUUAUUCUCCUUGACCCAAAUGGUUCUAAUGAUUCCUUGGGGGCGAGCUGCGGACCGCUUCGGAAGGAAACCAGUCCUUGUUUUCUCUUUGGUUGGCAGCGCCAUUGCUACAGCUCUUUUCGGCAUCAUCACGCCCGUUUUUUGGUUCACCCGACCCGAGUUAGGUGGCUACGGCUUUUCCCCUUUGUGGAUCUCCAUCUUCCUCGGGGCAACCGGCUUCUUACAAGCCGUCUGGGUCCUGUUCAUUUUCCCUCCGCUACAAUACCGAAUCGGUACCGGUGGAGUAAUGCGUCUCUGCUCCUAUGGAUUCCCACUCCUCUAUGCCUUCAGCCCCGUGACAAACCUUCUUCUGCGAAUGGAUCUUCGGCUCGCAUUCUGGCUUUCCACGCCAGCACUUCAGCUCUUGUCAAGUGCCGUCGGCAUGUCAUUCAUCGUCAUACAACUCGCUCUUAACGAUAUCGCGCCGUCUUCCAUUGCACUGGGAACUCUCAAUGCCAUCGCCCUCACGAUCACGAGCGGCAUACGGACUGUUGCCCCGGCAAUAUUCACCAGUAUUUUUGCAGUGGGCGUGCAGAAUCAGAUCCUGUGGGGCUACCUCGUGUGGGUGGUUAUGGUGUUACUGGCGUUGACCACCGCGGCUGCGGUUCGAUGGCUGCCCAAGGAAGCGGAGGGGAAAUCCAAGGAGUCUGGUUGA